Messenger RNA from Zophobas morio, 618 nucleotides. RefSeq names its product small ribosomal subunit protein uS13-like. The transcript is spliced from 7 exons. The coding region runs from base 247 to 618 and encodes 123 amino acids. Lineage: Eukaryota; Metazoa; Arthropoda; Insecta; Coleoptera; Tenebrionidae. The record is from RefSeq and is a predicted model, not a curated record. Gene Ontology annotation, molecular function: nucleic acid binding.
UUAACUUUCUUCCAAACACAAAGAUAUUUUUAUGAAAAGUGUUUACCCCUUUUACAUUUUUCUAAAAGAGGAAAAUUUGUAGUUAAGAAAUUAAAGAAAGACCUUCAGGUGAAAAGAGUUGAAGCCACUGGGUCAAACAAAAAAGAUGAGACUGAGACUACCACUGCCCUUAAUUUUCUAAAACCUUUAAAAGGGCUUGGCGACUCUACUUCAAAAGAUUUACUUUUGUCGGUUGGCAUAAAUCCUAUGGCUCCUUUGAAUAUGUUAACUAAAGAAAAAAGAAAACUUUUGCUUAGCGCUAUUAAUAGCAAAUGGGGGCUCAAUAGUUAUAAACAUUCUGUCGUGAAUCCCUCUUUGAUCCGCUACUCUAAUUCCAUGGGCUUUAGCGGUGCUGAAAGAGGACAACUUCUAUAUGAUGAACUUAAACGUAUACAAUUGCAAGAAACUAUGCACGAAUAUGACUACAAAAUGACGAACGCAUUUGCUAAAAUGAAGGAUACUGUUAAACUGAAGAGGUUUCAACUCGGGCUCCCUACGAAAGGCCAAAGAACUAGAAGUAAUGCACGUACUGCUAAAAGAAUAAAUAAGAGUUUAUAUAAUAAAUAUGUUCCAAAGUGA